AUGGCAGAAGCGGUGCUUCGAGAGCCGGACACAAAGGAAGAAAUUCAGCGUAUGCAUACGGAACGCAUAUCGGCGCUAUCACAAGCAGCAGCAGCAACCCGCGUUCAGCCUGUCACUCAGUUACAGCAACAAAGCAGUGCUUUACCGACGACCCCUUCGCUGGUAACCCAAACGGUAUCAGCUCCUAUCACAAUCCCACUGAAUCCGAUCAACGUGUCGCAGGCGAGCGUCCCACCCGUUCCGCCGAUUUCUAUACCAAUGCCCAUGCAGCAACAACAGCAGCAGCCACCACUGCAGGCAGCAUCAAACUUACUGUCGCCAAGGUCUACACAGCAGCUGUUGCUGAGUGCAGCCAGUAGAAUACCAUCAUUCGCAUCAAAUAUGCCUCCAAGUAUUAUGAAUGUGCUGCCACAGAUUCCCACUUCACUGCCGAAUAGCAACGUACCCGCGCUAUCGAGCUCAGAGCGUGAACAAACUGAUGUUGAUCAGGAUGAUCGUUAUCGUCGAGAUGACGAGGGACGGUACGAAGCUGAUCGAGAUGAGAGAAUAAGGCGAGAUCGCGGCAGGAAUAAUGGCAGAACUAGCGAAAAAAUUGAUAGGGACAGGGAUAGGGAUCGGCGGCGUGGUCGCUCAAGGUACUACUCUGCUUUCGAUUCCGUUCAUUUUGUUGUUUCAUUAAAGUGA
Molecule: messenger RNA, 684 nt
Organism: Gongylonema pulchrum
Lineage: Eukaryota; Metazoa; Nematoda; Chromadorea; Rhabditida; Gongylonematidae
Source: the annotation of a GenBank genome assembly